AGACUGACCUUUGAGGGAUUCUCAGUUAGUGUUGGCGUCUCGGCCAUUCCGGUUCAGAAUGGGCGCUAGCCUGACAAACGCAGUAGUCAUAAAGAAGAUGGCUACGCCCAAUUCAUUUCUCCUGAUCGUCAAUAAGAGUUUUGUAUUGGGAAGGUUUGAGCAUAUGCCCUUUGUUCCAGCCAUCGGUGCCGUGAUUGUCAUUGAUUACAGAGUUUGCUCGGAUGUCAGGAAUAUCAUCAUUGUUGUGAGAUGGAAAGCAUACACUGGAGAUUUGCCAAUGUCUUUUCGUCUACUUAGCAGAUCUAAAGAGGAAGCCAAGUUUUGGGCCAGCUUUUACACUUGUGGCUGUGUCCGCUACAAAACGAUCCCAUAUUCAAACCCGGCAGUAUUCAAUGAUAUCAUAGGAGUCGUUGAGGACGAAAAUGGCGUUUUGGAAAAGAAGUAUAUAGGGAAGCUGCAUGCUACAGUCAAACUAAGUAUUGUGAGUACUGGUCAUAAAUGGGAGCUUUGUUGUGUAAACGACUAUUUGCAGCAAUCGACUGACCUUCAAGAGAAUUGCAGCCGCGGUAUAGUGGGAGCAGUAAAUCAGAAGAGUAAACUUAGCUACAUCACAUCUCGUGAAUUUCCUCACGAUGUUCGUUUUAAUAGUGGCAACGUUGAUGCUGAUUGCGUGAAAGAUCUGUUAGGUCGGGAAGUGACAUUUGUUGCGCGCCAACGAAAUUCUCAUAUUUAUCAUGUGACGGGAUCAGUUAAACCACUAACAAGAAGCAUAAUUCCCAUCAUACACAAUGAAUUCUUCUCACUGGUGGUGAAAGUGGAGCACAUAGGCUGUAAGGACGAACAUGGGGUCGGCAUUGUUUGGAGUGAGAAACUCGAGUUUAUCAGGGAUCCAUACAAGUUAAUUGAAGGCUGCGGCAAGUCUACGUCAAUAUAUGAAAGAGUGCAUGAAAUCGAAGAAAGUCAGAGCAGUAAUAAGGCAAGCAGACCCUGCAUUAUUCCAAGUUCUUCUCUACGAACUUGAUUUAAUGGUUUAAGCACGCGACUUCACAAGAAGAAAUAAGAUGGAAUGAGCACUUUGUGCUCUCUUCCGCCAUGACACUAUUACUAAAUCAUCAUUUGUUUUUAUGUGGAAUAUUGGGUUUCGUGAUUCAGCCUCAUAGUUACAAUUUGGUGGGCAAAUAUUGUUGGUUCAACAUCGCUGAAUAAACAAUUGAUUGUGG
Molecule: messenger RNA, 1220 nt
Organism: Cylicocyclus nassatus
Lineage: Eukaryota; Metazoa; Nematoda; Chromadorea; Rhabditida; Strongylidae
Source: the annotation of a GenBank genome assembly